Neolamprologus brichardi is the source of this 5040-nucleotide messenger RNA. The record is from RefSeq and is a predicted model, not a curated record. NCBI's taxonomy places the organism in Eukaryota, Metazoa, Chordata, Actinopteri, Cichliformes, Cichlidae.
UGCAGGUGAGGCAGUCCACGUCCUUACCUGUAAACAAAGGAGAAAAAAAACGAAAAAAUGGGAGCGACAGCAUGGACACAGUUUCAAGGAAACCCGCUUCUAGGUCGACCUCAGAGCUGGCUGGACAAGAGAAUAUGAUCCAUCCACGAGUCUGAUAAACACAGCGUUGCUGCCAAACAAAGUGCACAGAGCUUACACGUGUAAUAAGCUACCCAACCCAGUGACCAAAAGGAGCUGGUCUUCUUGACAUCCUCAGCUAUGGCGAGCCAAGGUCCUGUCAACCCUUCACAUGCUACGUUUGACCUCUUUGUUCAAGCCCAGACCUGUAAGGAUGUGAAGCACCAUUUCACUCAGCUCUGCAGGCAGCUGGAGAUCGAUCCGAAGGAUUUCGGGAGCUUUUACGCAAAGUUAAAAGAAAGACUGAACUACUGGAAGGCCAAAGCUUUGUGGACCAAGCUUGAUAAAAGAGCUUCUCAUGAAGAUUAUCAGCAAGGAAAGGCCUGCACUAAAAACAAGUGCCUCGUGCUGGGUGCUGGUCCAUGUGGCCUGAGAGUGGCCAUUGACCUGUCCCUGCUGGGGGCUCAGGUGGUGUUGCUGGAGAAGCGGGAGACAUUCUCCAGAAACAAUGUUCUCCAUCUGUGGCCCUACACCAUCUAUGACCUCCGCGAGCUCGGAGCCAAAAAGUUCUAUGGCAAAUUCUGCUCUGGCUCUCUGGAUCACAUCAGCAUCCGUCAGCUGCAGUUGAUUCUAUUGAAGGUGGCACUCCUCCUCGGGGUAGAGGUGCACACUGGAGUGGAGUUCCAGGGUUUGAUUGAGCCCUCAGGAGAAAAUGGUUGGAUGGCUAAACUGCAGCCCCGGUCUCAUCCUGCCGCAGCCUUCCAGUUUGAUGUCUUCAUCUCUGCUGGGGGAGGCAGGUUUGUCCCUGAUGGGUUCAAGCACAAAGAGCUGCGAGGAAAACUGGCGAUCGGCAUCACGGCCAAUUUCAUCAACAGACACACAGCUGCUGAGACCCAAGUAGAGGAGAUCAGUGGUGUAGCUCGCAUCUAUAACCAGAAGUUUUUCCAAGAGCUACUCAAUGAGACUGGUAUUGAUUUGGAGAAUAUUGUCUACUACAAAGACGACACCCACUACUUUGUCAUGACUGCCAAAAAGAAGAGCUUGUUAAAGAAAGGGGUCAUUAAACAGGAUCAUAAUGAUGCAGAUCAGCUGCUGGCCCCUGCAAAUGUGGAUUACGAGGCUUUGUGCAGCUAUGCUUAUGAUGCUGCCGACUUCUCCACUGGCGGCCGACUGCCUGACCUCCAGUUUGCUCAGAAUCACGUCGGCCAGCGGGAUGUGGCGAUGUUCGACUUCACCUGCAUGCACCGUGCUGAGAAUGCUUCGCUGGUCAAGGAGAGGAGAGGGAAGAAGUUGUUAAUUGGUCUUGUUGGAGACUGCCUAGUGGAGCCUUUCUGGCCUCUGGGCACAGGCAUCGCUCGUGGGUUCUUUGCUGCUUUCGAUGCAGCAUGGAUGGUCAGGAGCUGGGGUAAUGGGGUCCCACAUCUCAAAGUCCUGGCUGAGCGUGAAAGCGUCUACCAGCUCCUGUCCCAAACAACACCAGAGAACACCAGUAAAAAGUAUGCUGCUUACAGCAUCGACCCCAGAACACGGUACCUAAGAGUUAACUUGUCCGCCAUCCAGACCCAUCAGGUGCAGCACCUGUACGACGUUGAAAAAACUCAUCCGUCGUUCAAGAAACAAAAGGAGAGUUCACUUCACAUGCGUCAAGAUUCAGCUGGCGGUUCUGAGGAGCUGUUGAAAUGGUGUCAGAAACACACUGCUGGGUAUAAAAAUGUGAAUGUAAAAGACUUUACACGGUCCUGGAGGUCCGGCUUGGCUCUGUGCGCUCUGAUCCACCACUUCAGACCUGACCUAAUUGAUAUGUCCUCCCUGGAUGAGUCUAACUGUGUUCACAACAACCAGCUGGCUUUCAGUAUCCUGGAGAAGGAGCUGGGCAUCCCCCCUGUCAUGUCUCCCAACAGCCUGGCUAACACUGAUCACAUAGACAAGUUGACCAUGGUUCUCUACCUCACCCAGAUCCAAAGCGGUUUCGCUUUACCAAAAAAAGAGCCCACAGGCUUCCAGCCAUCGUCCAAGUCUCUGUCUCUCUCCCGGACACAGUCAGCUGUCUUUUUCCUGAGCAAGCUGAAGCACAACUCUCUGCAAAGACGUAAGGAAAAGCUGGCAGCUAACAAACAAGCCACUGGAACAGCGACAAGAAUGGGAGAUGAGGACAGUACAUUAGCAUCUCCCGUCUCCUCUGAGCUCGAUCCUGUCGCCGAGGUGGCUCCUGAGCCGGAUACUCCUGCGCUGAUGACAAACAGUGAGGAGUGUUACUUCUGUGGUGAAAGGGUUUAUCUGCUGGAGCGAAUCAGCGCUGAGGGAAAGUUCUUCCAUCGGACCUGCUUCACCUGCGCUCGAUGCAACAUCACACUUAGGCUAGGAGGAUACACCUUUGACCAAGAUACAGGGAAAUUUUACUGUGAGCUACACUCUGAAGAGCUGGCAAAUGGGCCUGCAACAUCUUGUGAGGAAAGCAAAGGAACUCACAGAGAGACAGAAGAAGGAAACGGAGUUUCCAGUGAUGAAUAUACUCCAUCGCCGUCAGAUGAGGAGUAUGGAAACACCCUGGACUGUGGUCCUCCUACUCACACACAAUCACAAACAUCUGAAGAAAAGGACCGCCGCAUAUAUGAGUCAAAAGAAGACUCCCUAGAACCACUUGUAUCAAAAACUCCCACAGACCAUCCACCUAAAUCUGAGGUAGUAGCAGCCAUUAAGGAGGCGGAGGAGACAAAAAAAAUGACUCCAUGUCCAGUUCCAAAGCCCCGUCGCUCUCGGCAGACUACUCCCAGCCAUCAGCCCUCUCCCCCAGUAGCAAAGCCUCGCACAGUCCACCUCAUCAGUCUCACCGUCCCAGAAGAACCUUCAUCUCCGACUCCCACAGAGGAGGGCUCUAAAGCAAGACCAGACUCCCGUCCUAAACAGUCACUGCGGAAGCUUCAGUUGACCGCUGAGGAAAAAACCCAGCUGGUGAAUCUUCACAGCUUCAGCGCAGACUCGGAUUCAGAAACCCACGGUGGAUCCUCCUCCUGCUCCUCUUCCUCAGCUAAUGCUGGGCCUCCUAAAACAGAGGGCCUGGAUGGGCAAGAAGAGGAGGGCUACUGGAGUGGGAGCACUGCUGGGCAAAUGCGGGAGAAGAGGAAUCGACGCUGCUUCAGAAGAAAAGAGAUGCCAAGUGGGCAGGCCAGAGUGCGAUCAAAGUUUUCUCCGUGGAAUCUCUCUUCACCGAGGAUCAGCAGAGACACCCGGCUGAGUGUCCACGUUAAUCAGCCGGGGAGAGUGGAAACAACAUUCAGACAUGUCCACCAGACCUCAGAAGAGGGCGUCGAAGGAGACGACGACGACGACGACGAUGAGGACGAUGAUGAACAAGACAUUGACUUGUUUGAUGACCAAUCUAUCCAGAGAAGACUGGAGGAGAUUGAGGUGACCUACAAAGACCUGGAGGACAAAGGUGUGACUCUGGAGCGGACACUGCGAGGAGAGGCUGAACGCAGCGGUUCUCCUGAUAUGAUCGAACAGUGGAUCCAGCUCGUUCAUGAAAAGAAUGCAUUGGUUUCCGAGGAGUCUGAACUCAUGGUGGCGUCUCGACAGCUGGAACUGGAAGACAAGCAGAGCAUGUUGGAGCUGGAGCUCAGGAAAUACAUGGAGAUAAAUGAUAAGACACCAGAGCAGCAGGCAGAAGAAGAGCGAAUCCUUCAGGAGAUGAUCGAAGUGGUGGACAUGAGGGACUCUCUGGUAUCGUUUCUGGACGAGAAGAGGCAGAAGGAAAUAAGCGAGGAGCAAGAAGCUUUCUGCAUCAUGGAGGCCAAACGGCAAUCAAAGGGAGGAUCUCAGGUUCACUGGGCGUAGGGUGAACCUGCAUGUCCCGCGCUGGUGAUUAUUUCACAUCUUCUGUGUGUGAGACUCGCUGCUUUCAGACUUGAAACCUGAAAUGUACAUUUGGAAAGCCAAAGAUGAUCGAGCUUCGUUAUGGAAAGUAACACACCACAAGCACUCAGUCAGCGGAUAGGAUUUAGUUCAGGCUUGUGAGCCCGGAGGCUCAGAGAGUGUCAGUUGCAAUCCACCCCCUAGAGGGAGACAUAAGCCUGGAGAUCUGAGUCUUUCAGUUGACAUGGCCAGAGACUGUGCAGCUGAAGUCUGCCUGCCAUAUUGGGGUCAUAGCAACAUAGCCGCAUAGGAAAAAUUAUCUUUAGUGUAUACUGAACUAUUGAACAUCUAUCACACAAAUGAUGAUCAGUAACCAGCCUGGGACUUGGCCUGAUUUACUGUCAGAUAUGUGACUUAAGCACUAAGCCAAGAUAGAGCAGUAUGAAAUCACAGUGGCUGGAAAGCUGCUGUACCUGACUUUGUCUCCUUAGAGAUAGUUCUAGGCUGAUAAUACGGGACAGCUGGUGUUUUUGAAAAUAGAUGUUCAUGUUGAUUUUACUUGUUUCAUCAUGGGGAGUGCUACUGUACACAAACACAUGAUAUCCUAAUUCUAUCUUUAGUAUUUGUAUUACAUAAAUGUGAUGGGAUUGUAAAGAAAAAAAAAAGAAAAACUAAGUGACAUUUAAACAUUACAAAUAUUCAAACUUUGUUUUUCAUUUCUUGUUAUCGAUGUUGAUGUUUUGUAGCACUUACAGCUGUUCACCGUGUCCUGUCCUGUCCUGCAAGCACAUUGGAUAGUUAAUCUCAGGGGUUGAUUGUUCAGUCCUUUCGGGUCAGAGUUAGUUUUCCAGUGAUAGCGGCAAAUAUGGACAGAUUUAUCUAUUUAUAAAAACCAAUAUUUAUUAUUUGUAGGUAUUCCUGUCAUUGUGCAGGAUGAAUGGCCAAAAUCUAAACAAAGACCGUUUCUUGUAUAAGUGAAAAGAAGCCUUAUAUAGUCAUUGUGCUGCUGCCAUUUCGUGCUAUCUGGACAGCCAUUCACAGCAUAUCAAAUAAAGUACAUGCACUUUGUUG